CUCGUAGUCUGUGCACGAAUCUGAGGCCGCGCAGGCGCAGUGUUAUGACGUGACGUAAUGGUCCAUUCAUACUUUUUGUUCAUUCAAUGAGACAAAUAUUUUAUUGACUAAGUGUUGUGUAAAUCAAAUUACAAUAGCGACUGUUUAAGUCAAGUCUUAUAUGAAAGUUGUAAUUAGCUUUAUUUUCCUGUGAAGUGAAUAUUUGUGUUUUUAAAACGUAAAAUGCAUUCAUUGAUAAAAUAAAGUGCACAUAUUGAGCACAUGCGCAAUGCAACUCAUAUUAAUUUACUUUUAAAUGUGAUUUAAAUGUUUAGUUAUGUGAAUUAUAAAAUUUGUUGACUUGUGUGUUGGUCGUAACUGUUUUGUUACUUGAGCUAGUUGAAAACAGGCCCAAGUAGAACAUUACGACACUCCGGAAGUGGCGGGACAAGCCGGCCGAGGGGCUCGUUCCGAAAGAGAUAACAGCGGAUGAAAGAGAUAAACAGUUAUGGAUUUAACAUGGCGGACGAAACGCGUAAAGUGCGAGUAGAAGAAAGAUUGAAAAUUAAGAUUGGUGAAGCUAAGAAUCUACCAGCUCGCAACAAUGGCGCCGCCUCCCACCGAGAUAUAUACUGCGUGCUGUCACUCGACCAAGAAGAGAUAUUCCGAACAUCCACAAUGGAAAGAACACUUGACCCAUUUUUCGGUGAGGAAUUCCAGUUCGAGGUGCCGCGGAGGUUCAGAUAUCUUUCCAUAUACGUGUUCGAUCGCGACAAACAUCUCAAGCAGGACAAGGUGCUCGGGAAGGUCGCCAUCAAACGCGAGGAUCUCCAGAGGUACAAUAACAAGGACCACUGGUUCGCUCUGCGACCAGUCGACGCGGAUUCCGAGGUGCAAGGGAAGGCAUAUAUCGAACUCACACUCGAGGAUUCCAGGAAACGUCUGCGCAUGGACCCCAAACCACCGGACUUGGACCCCGCGGACAACGGCUCGACGAAGACGAAAGCCAAUAAUUUGACUAGGUUAUCAGAAUAUUGUAAAGAGAGCAUUAGAUUCGGUUCGGGUUCGAGCACGAACAGGAAGAAUCUACUAAGUCCGGUGUCGACUGAACCUUCGCUGGCUCUUUCCCGAUCGGAGAGUCUGAAGGACCGAGCUCAGUGGGCAGUGAGGACGAAACCGCCCAUGCAUGCCAUGUCCGAGUCGGACACGUCACCCACACCCACCGCCGCCGACUACUGGUCGGACCCCGAGAGACACUGCGCUGCGAGAGUGGGCCCCGACACUCUGCGGCUCCGAGUGCUGGAGUGCUCUGAACUCACAACCAAAAACGGCCAGUGCGACCCCUUCGCUCUCGUCACACUACUGUACUCGAACGGUCGGAGAGUCGAGAGGCGCACUAAACCCAAGAAGAAAACCGUCAACCCUCAGUUUGAUGAAAUCUUCUGUUUUGAUCUCGUGAUGGAGGCUGAUCCGAAGGACAAGGAUGGUUCACAAACGGCCGGCGUAGCUUGUGAAGCGAGAGUGUCAGUGUGGCACGACGGAACCACACCAGUAUUUCUAGGCGAAGUUAGGUUGCAGUUACGGCAGCCGGCGCCAUCACCUCUAUGUGCCUGGUAUUUCCUAACGUCUCGCGCGGGCGGAGCCCUAUCCCGCGGCGCGACGCCCCCCGGGACUCGACUCUCAGCCGCUGGCAGCCCAACUCUGGGUUCCCUGCGGCUGCUACUCCAGUACACCGUGGAUCACGUGUUCCCAUUGCACCACUACACUCAGCUCGAGGACCUGUUUCUCAGGAGCGUACAUCAGAAGCCCAUAACGACAUCAGCCGUGUACAUCCUGGGCGAGAUCGUGUCCAGCAAGACGGACGCCGCCCAGCCUCUGGUGCGGCUCUUCACGCAUCACGACCUCAUAGUGCCCAUCGUCAAGGAGCUGGCCGACGCUGAAAUAUCAGUACUCACAGACGCGACGACGAUAUUCCGCGGGAACACUCUCGUGUCCAAGAUGAUGGACGAGGCGAUGCGUCUGACGGGCGCGUCCUACCUCCGCGGCGUGCUGAGGCCCACGCUGGCCGCCGUGCUCGCCGAGCGGAAGCCGUGCGAGAUAGACCCCGCCAGGGUCAAGCCGGCCGCCGCCGUAGCCACCAACCUCGCCAACCUCAAGGAUUACGUCGAAAGGGUGUUCUCAGCCAUCACGGAGUCGUACGCGCAGUGCCCCGCCGGCAUGUGUCGCCUGUUCGACGCCCUCCGGCAGUGCGCCGCCCGUCACUUCCCCGCCAACGCCGAGGUCCGCUACUCGGUCGUCUCCGGGUUCAUAUUCCUGAGGUUCUUCGCCCCCGCAAUACUCGGACCUAAGCUCUUCGAUCUUACCACGGAACAAAUUGAUCCACAAACAAACCGCACGCUAACCCUGAUCUCCAAGACCAUCCAGUCCCUCGGGAACCUGGUGAGCAGUCGCUCCGCCCAGCAGGUCUGUAAGGAGGAGUACAUGGCGGAACUGUACCGCAGCUUCUGUACAACAAGACAUGUACAGGCUAUCAAACAGUUCCUCGAGAUAAUCUCAACCAGCUCGGACACGCAGAACAAUAACGUCCAAGAGACUCCAGUUCUGCUCAAAGAGGGUACGAUGAUCAAGCGGUCGGAGGGGGUGCGGGCGGGGGCGGGGUCCCCGCGGAGACGGUGGGCGCGCUCCGCACACCCGCACUGCAAACGGAGGCACUUCCGGUUGACGAGCGGUGAGUUGUCGUGGUCUCGGUGCGGCGCGCGGUCCGGUGCUCACCGCCUGGCGCUGUCCGGUGUCCUGAGCGUGUCGCCCGUGGACUGCCCGCCGGCCGGGGCGCCGCUCGACGCUAAUAACAUCUUCCAAAUAGUGCACCGCGAGCGUGUGUUGUUCGUACAGGCGAGUAACUGCGUGGAGCGAGCUGAGUGGCUCAGGCUACUGUCGGCGCUGUGUCGACACUCACCCACCGCACACCAUCGAGGGUACUAUGGAGAUAACCGGUGGACGUGUUGUGGUCGUACUGAAGCCGACGCUGAGGGUUGUGGCAGCGGCAGCGCUGCUCUAGCGCUGCGGUUAGACCCGGCGAGGGACUUACAGCGGCUGCAUGCGCUCCUCGUCGCUCACGUGCAGCGGCUGGAGGAGCGUCUCCAUCGACCACCAGACGACACGAGCCCUGAGGAGCGGGAAGCAGAGGCGGUGACGUUACGGGAGCUGGAGAAGAUAAUGUUCGACCUUGAACAUCGACACUGUAUAUACAGACGAUCCUUGGCCAGGGAGACGAAGUAUGGAAGCAAACAAGCUCCUAUCGGUGAUGACAACUAUCUUCACCUCGCCGGAGCGGCCGGGAGCGUGGACAGUGGGUCAUUUUUCUUCCGAACGUGGAGAGGUGACUCGUCCCCAACGAUCGAUCUCGACGGGAAGACGCUCCCGCUACAAUCAUCACACGACAUCUGCUCCAGUACGGAGUCCUUAAAACUGGCUCGGCACGGCGACGAGCGGUCCUCUGGCAAAUCGAAUAAGUCUACCGGCAGCGGGUACCUCACUAUGUCGUGUAUCAAACACGAGCCGUCUGAAGAUAGCGACGCCUCCAACGACAGGCCGACACGACCGCCCAAGCCCGCGCGACUGUCACCCUUCCGCGCGCCUCUCGCCUGUCCCCCCGCUCCUCUCUCCGAGUACGUCGACGUCGAGCUUAAGCCCCCUGUACGAAGACCGAAGCCUGAGCCCACGCCGCCCAGGAGGCCCGACCACGAUAUAUCGAAUCGCUGUAAGGAAUACGAAUUGAUGGCUAACUUCAUGAGCCACUCCCAGACGUCGGACGACGACGCGCCGCCGGCGGUCCCGCCGCGCGGUCAGACGAUAUCUCGAGUGCGUUUGCAGCCCAAACCCACUGACAUAGAUGUCACGAAGUCGGACGAACACGUUACGUUUCGGCAGAAACCGGCGAGCGGCUCCACGGCCAGCCUGCCGCGAGGAUCGCCAGCGGAGGAAACCAGGAAUCUCUCGGACGGCGAGGACGGUCGACCGCCCAGCAAAAUAGACACCGUCUCCAACGACGACAGUCUCCUCGACGAACUACAGAGGGACACUUACUGCGUACUGAAAGUGUGCGAAGACGAGGCUCCGGUCGACGACGACUACCAGAAUGCCAAGACCGAAGAGACGCAAGGAGGCAAAGACAAGGAGGAGUACGGCAUGUUCUCGAGGAUCAGUCUGCAGAGGAAAUCGAACCCUAUCAAGACACAGCCGAGCUCCAUGAAACCGUUAAAAACUUCCAAUUCCACAUCGAACGUCCAAGACGCCGGCACACAUUCCUCCAGGCCGCUCACUGAACGACUGACUCCGUUUUUUCUGAAGAAGAAGCCGAAAACGUCGGAGGACUCGAGCAAGCCACGGAAAGAGGACAAUUUAAUCGGCCGGUUGACGCCGCGGUUCGGCCAGUCGCGGCUGUACGGGCGCGGACAGUCGCUGGAGCUGGUGCCGCCGGAGACUCGUCCGAGACGCAUAGAACGUUCCGCCACCACCGUCACCAUCCCCACGCGACCCAUCAACUCCUCCAUAGUGGCCAACCUGAAGUUUCUGACGCUGCAUCGUUACGGAGCGACGGACGAAGUGCAGUGCCACGCGUUCGUUCGCAGCGGAGAGGAACCCGGCGCCGGCGUGGGCGGCGUGGGUGGCGUGAGCGACGUGAGCGCGCCCACGGAAUCUGAAGACGAUUCGUGGCGCCGCGUCGGCGGCCCGCUCCUGACCGCCACUAGCGACAUCCGCCUCUAGCGACCAGUCUUCGUGUGAUUUUCCGGUGCGAUUAUGGUGCGAUUGUAAAUUAUUUGAACUGUGGUUGUAUUUAUUACUAUAUUUUUGGAACUUCUUUUCGUCGACCUGAAGCAUGUGCCUCCUAUAGCGUGUAGAUGUAUUUGUGUAUUUUUUGAACGAGUGUACCGAGACGUUUUAUUAUAUGAUAGUGUUAAUACUCACAAGGUGCCAAGUGUGAUGCGAUCCAGCCCGGCGGCCGCUCGACUCUCAUUCCUCCAGCACGAUGAUAUCGCAGAGCUGAAUAUUAUAAUUAUAAUAGGAUGAAAUUAAUUUUAUCUUUCUGUGAUCGGUGUCGAUGUCCAAGAUUGAAUCUAUUUAAAUAAAAUAGUUUACUCCGUGUAUGUAUUUGUAUAUUAAUUCGUUGUAAAUCGUACGAGCCGUUGUAACAUGGCUGCGUCGGGACGACAGUCUGCAGCGUCGAGUUAUGUGGAUAUCUGGAUACAGAUAUAAGUAACAGUAACAAGCUCCAAUAUGCUCAGAAGUAAAAAUAUCAUUGUGUAUAUGUGAUAUAACGUUCUCUCUUAAUGUAAGAUUAGAAAUUUUAUUAUUACAUUUAUAUUGUAUAGAGAAGAACAUAUUUUCAAAUUAAAGAAAAAAAAUUAUAACGUCUGAUUUAUUAACUAAUGACACUUUCAAAGUUCUGCACCGUUACGAUAAUGUACUUAAAAUUGAUAUUGUUAAUGGGGUGGUGUACAAGUUAUUUGGAUUUUUUUUUGUAACGGCCGUCUCCCGCUGUCGCGUUUCUAAAUCUGUUGUUGAUUGUAAAAAUAUAUAUUCUUAAUGUUAUGAUAAAUGAUGGCCUUAGCGUUCUGACUUGCCUACUAUAUAUGGCCUCUAGGAAUACCACAAAACUGUGAUUCACUUUACAACUCAACUGAUAUUUUAAAUUUACGUUUUUUUUCUGUAUGAUACUUUUACAACGCACGCACUAACGGAACGUCUGAUUGAACGUUUUGUUUAAAUUAAAUUUUAAGAGGAUGACUGUCAGAAGUGUAAUAUGAGAAUGGAAAUGAUUAUUUUAAGAAAAAUAUGUAAUGUACAAAUGAAUAUUUCUUUAAAAUAUAUUAUUAUGUUAUUUAUUUCACCUAUUUCACUUUGUUAAAAAAAUUACAUAUAUAAGUUUAAAUUUUAAAA
Messenger RNA from Danaus plexippus (monarch butterfly), 5919 nucleotides. It is a transcript of the gene RasGAP1, whose product is annotated as GTPase-activating protein. Bases 469 to 4746 code for a protein of 1425 amino acids. The record is from RefSeq and is a predicted model, not a curated record. Lineage: Eukaryota; Metazoa; Arthropoda; Insecta; Lepidoptera; Nymphalidae. The transcript is spliced from 16 exons. Gene Ontology annotation, biological process: regulation of GTPase activity; intracellular signal transduction.